This is a messenger RNA of Oryza sativa Japonica Group (Japanese rice), 1397 nucleotides long. Its product is annotated as stress enhanced protein 2, chloroplastic. Lineage: Eukaryota; Viridiplantae; Streptophyta; Magnoliopsida; Poales; Poaceae. Gene Ontology annotation, biological process: cellular response to high light intensity. The record is from RefSeq and is a predicted model, not a curated record.
AUUGGCAGUUACCGUGUCUCGCGGGGCAGUUUCACCGGGCGGUGAACGGCCACCGUACCGCGUCUCGCGGUGUCUCCGGCCACUCGCUGUCCCCGCCGAACUUUCAAAAAGGAGGAGGAGGAGGAGAGGUGGCCGGCUUCUGAGAGGAGGAGAAGUCAGUGAUUGCUCGCUCGUUUUUCCAAGAAACCGGCCGGACUCGAGCGCUCGUCAAGUCCGUGUUCCAGAUCUGAGUUUUGUAGAGCCAUGGCGGCGGCGGCGCGCGCGAUCAUAUGCGAGAUGGCGCCGCAGAGGGGGGCGGUGGUGGCGCCGGCGGCCCCGGCGCAGCAGAAGGCGACGACGAGACGGGACGGUGGGAAGAUCAUGCUCCAGCCACGCCUCUGCACGCUCCGGUCGUACGGCGCCGGCAGCGGCGUGGUGGCGCGGAGGCGGGUGGUGGAGGAGGAGGAGAGCGGCGGCGGCGGCGCGGGGUCCUCCCCGUUCUUCGCGUCGCUAGCCGACUACAUCGAGAGCACCCGCAAGAGCCAGGACUUCGAGACCAUCUCCGGCCGCCUCGCCAUGGUGGCGUUCGCGACGGCGGUGGCGGUGGAGUUGACGACGGGGAACUCGCUGUUCAAGAAGCUGGACAUGCAGGAGAUCGAGGAGGCGGCCGGGGUGUGCCUCGCCGUGGUCGCCGGCGCCGCCGCGUUCGCGUGGGUGUCCAGCGCGCGCACCAGGAUCGGCCAGAUGUUCACGCUGGGUUGCAGCGCCUUCGUCGACUCGCUCAUCGACAACAUCGUCGAGGCUCUCUUCUCCGAGGGCGAGCUGCAGGACUGGUCCGACGACGUAUGAAUCGACGUCAUCAGCAAUUCAGUAUAGAUCGAAAUGAUAUACAUGUAUAGAUAUGCGUAUAGUUAUAUAGAUGGUAUACUAUAACAGCAUGAUUAGCAGAGGAAAGUAUAGAUCGAUAUGAUAUGAUAUGAUAGAUCAGCUGCAUGUGUGAAGCAAACUUUUGCAAGUUUCAUGAUUUCAUCAUCGUCGAUUCACAGACGCAUGGCGCAUGCAGAGAUAUGAUUCAGAUCAUCAGAUGGGAUCCGGCCCACAGGAUAGGAUGCAGAUCUAGAUGGUUCAGACUUAGAAUCAUCGUACACAGAUCCUGUAGAUGGUUUUGGAAGGGUUCGGCCUAUCAUUACAACUUCGCAAUCUGCAUGGGAGUUCAUUAGUCUGAAUUCUGAGAGCAGAUCUAAGGUUUGUUUUUUGGUCUAGCAAGGGAGUCCUGAAUAUGGCUGUGAAAUGUGUAUGUCUCUCUUCAGUGUAUAUAUAUACUGGGGGUUGAUUGAUCAGCCCCUAAAGUUAACUGUAACUAGAACAUGUAUCUUCUGAGGAAAUAAUAAAUUCUAGAGUCUUGAGACUACGGUAAA